GUUCACCUGUCUGACCAUCUUAAGUAGUAAAACUGCAGAUUGACACUAUGGCAGCAUUAGAUGGGUUUCCAGCCAGUUUCUAUGCUGAACCAGGAGUGUUGGGCAUUUUAGCCAAUGGGAUCAGUGCAUUCCUCGUACUUCUGCAGAACUUCAAUGAAGCGCAUACUGGCAUUGCACCAGUAGGAGUGGAGAACAUCCUUGCAGGUGUCCAUCUCAUCCUAAUUGGUGGUAUAUGCCAACUGGUGGCUGGACUGCUUUCCUUCAGAAAAUAUGAUCAUCUGAGUGGCACUGCCUUCAUUGGCUAUGCUGCUCUUUGGAGCAGUUAUGGUGCCACUCGAAUCUACUUUGGUGCCUUUGAUGAAACUCCUUUAACAGUUCCUCUAGCACAUGAAAUGAUGAACAAUCUUCCCCUGUCCACUAACAUGAUGAGCAACAUGUCUCAGAAUGCCACCUCAGACAUCCCAGUGAACAAUAUAUUUUUGUCCAUAAAAGAGUCAGCGAUUGCUGGUCUGGUCCCCUAUAUCCUUCUGUCGUUCCUCCUAGCCUUCUGCUCUGCCACAGUCAACUACAUCAUGCCUUUUGUUUUUGGGGCCAUCACGGUGACCUUAAUUUUUGAAGCAGUAGCUGUAGUAGCGAGCUCCUGGGCUCUUGUGGUCUCUGGGAUUUUUGAGUUGCUCAUUCUACUUUUUGCCAUCUAUGGUUCGGCUGCACUGCUCGUCAAAGGUCUGACUCAGCGCCUAGUCCUCAAAGGCUUUGGUACCCCUCUCUUUAAUGUUCUCCUGCUAGGGACCGCCAACUCAGCAAGCGCCCAGAGCAUUGGCCAAGAGAAGAAGAAAAACACAAAAUAUGCAGAGCCCAUGGCCUUGGGUUUCUUCUGUGACACUAUUGCCCCCUUUAUCUUUGCUUUCUACAGCUUUGGGUACAUGAAGUCCUUUGGCUUAGGAGCUACAUGGGUCUCAAUCAUCUCAGUCACCCAGCUGUUCUCAAGCUACUACGCCCAUCUGCGCCAAGAUUGCUACCACACGACUAAGUUUGGUCUUCAUGCUACAUAUUGGCUCAUCAAGGCUUGGGAUGAGUUUGUGCUAUCUGUUCUGAUUGUAGAGGAGAGUACAGUAGUCUCAGGGAGGCAAGCGAUGGUGGGCGACUGGUUCUUUGUGGCAGCAGCCUUGGUGCUCUGUGUGGGAAGCUUGAACAUGGAUGUCCUGGAACUGAUCCACAACAUGCUCUUUGUCCUGCUCACAGUCUCAACAAUCCCCCAGAUCCCUCUCCACGGUUACUACAUCUUCUUUGGUGUGGCUUGCUCCCUGUUCACUGCAGCCUCCCUGUAUGGUACCUUCUCACGUCUCAUCAACACAAUAGCAGAGAAGUCUCUCAUCCCUGUUGGCCCACAGCCCCUCUCCACUGAACAGCUACAGAAAGCUUUCAAGUGCAACAGGUCUAGACAGGGAGACCAGGAGGUGAUUCAGGCUUCAGAUGCCCUGUUCUACCUUUCAAAUGGGGUUGCAGCCCUCUCAGCCGUCCAUGCACGUGUCUCAAGCUCAAAUCCUUCCUUCCUCAAUCUGACUGUCCCUUGGGUCCUCAUCUCUGGAGCCAUUAUCCAGACCUAUGUCAGCCGGCUGCAAGUUACAGGAGGUGGGCGUUUUGGAUCUGUCAUCUCGUCCUUCUAUGUAGCAGUGUGGGCAACCUGGACCUGGUUUAGGUUUGCAGGUGACCUGCUACAAUUUCCCACAGAAGCAUUCUACGGUUUUACAGCAGGAGCCAUUGCUUUCCUGGUCAUUAAUGCUUUCCUCAUGCUGAUAGCUGCCUACAAGAACCUGGUUUUGCUGGUUCUAACAACAAUCAUGGAGGUUGUUCUGGUCUGUUUCCUGUUGUCCACCCUGCAGCGACUGCCAUACCGGCUAGAAAUUGCCAUGCUUGCUCUGGUUUCAAUAAUUUGUAUAUAUGGAGCUCUGGCAUCACUGGUCAACUGCAUCUUCUCAGAGAGACUGCUACCUAUGGGCCCUCCCUUAAUAAAGGAGACAGUGAAAGAGGAAUCCUCUCCAGAGACGCCCUGUCCAGUGGGAAAUUCACGACUCACCGGUGGUCUCCUGAAGAUCGCUGCCCUUCUGGAGGAAGGUGGAGUCUGUGGUAUUCCCACAGACACAGUCUACGCCCUGGCCGCCUCCUGCAAGAAUCCCCAGGCUAUAGAGAAAAUCUACAAUAUUAAAGACAGACCAGCAGAGAAGCCCAUCUGUAUCUGCAUCUCUAGCGUGGAGCAGCUGGUAGAAGCCAAGCCUCCCUUCAGUCCUCUGCUCUGGGAGUUCAUGAGGAACGUGUAUCCUGGAGGCAUCAGCUGCAUUGUCAGCAAAGGCGACUGGCUGUUCAAGCUAGGAGUGGGACCAGCUUAUGACCGUGUUGGCACCAAGGACAGCAUCAUGAUCCGCGUCCCUGACCACACUGUGACCUGCCACCUAUGUGACAUCACUGGACCCCUUGCCAUUACCUCAGCCAAUCCCAGUGGAGAGGCAGACAGCACCCACCACAGCAUGGUCAUCAAUCGACUGGGACACAAGAUUCAAGGAGUUCUGUGUGAUGGGAACUCUAAUGAAGUAGUUGCUUCUACUGUGGUCAACUGUCUUAAGAUUGAUGAAGGGACCAUCACCAUUGUGAGGGAAGGCUGUGUCCCUGCAGUAAAGGUUCGACAGAUCUUCGACAGACUAAAAAGCACCAUGGUGUGAUCGUCAUAUACCUCAUUUCUCUCCUUUCCAAGACCCUCGUCGCACCUGUUUCCCCUACAAGACCUGUUUUUCAACUCCUCCUGAAUCCAUUCAACAAUCUCUGGGACACUUUAGGGAAAAUAUGAGAAAGACUGAAAGAAAAAUGAUAAAUAUAACUGCUAAUAUAUGUGUAACUGGCUGUCUUUGCCAAUGUUCAAGUUAAACAUAAAUGUAUAGCUCACAAUGCCCGUAAUGUACACUUAACGUUCUCAGCAAGGAAUUUCUUUCACAUCAAGAAUCUCAGUUGACAUAGCAUGACUUCAUAAAGAUAAGGUCUGUCAGCUGUACCAUUCUGGCAAGAAGUGGAAGAACUCUGAUAUUAGUUUCAAAAUAUCAAAAUGUUUUAAUGAAAUUGUUGUUAUAUGACUGUGAUA
Molecule: messenger RNA, 3130 nt
Organism: Seriola dumerili (greater amberjack)
Lineage: Eukaryota; Metazoa; Chordata; Actinopteri; Carangiformes; Carangidae
Exons: 11
Coding region: 48-2717 (889 amino acids)
Biological process (GO): regulation of translational fidelity
Cellular component (GO): cytoplasm; membrane
Molecular function (GO): tRNA binding; nucleotidyltransferase activity; double-stranded RNA binding
Source: RefSeq, a predicted model, not a curated record